This is a messenger RNA of Acanthocheilonema viteae, 2125 nucleotides long. The record is from the annotation of a GenBank genome assembly. NCBI's taxonomy places the organism in Eukaryota, Metazoa, Nematoda, Chromadorea, Rhabditida, Onchocercidae.
AACUGGGAAGCGUUCGCAAACGACUUUGAUGGAGACUGAUAUUUGUACUCCAUCAAACAGAAAAGAUGAUACGCCUUCACUUUCAAUAAAAAGUUCAAGACAUCGCUCACGCCGAGAAUCACCACGCAAAUCCAACACAACAAAUUCAAGAAGCAAAACAAUGGAGAAGUAUAGAGUUAUCAGAGAGUUAAAAGAAGUGAACAUGAUGCCCGCCUCACCUGCUUUUGAACCUAUCGAAAUGACGACUAAAAACAUUGGUGAAGCACUUCUGAAACACAAAGACUCGGAUGAAAAAUUAUCAGUGACAAAGAUUAUCAAGCGAAAUUCUUCCAAGAAGCUACUUCAAUCAGUUAAGGCAAAAUUAAAUGUUUUCUUUAUUGAGGUCUCUGAUUCAACUCAAUCAUUCCUAGAAGGGUGUUCGACUGAUCAAAUCAUAGAUCGCAGUCAUCGUCGCCAUACUGCACCCGUAAAAGCCAGUACACUUUUGAGGCGUAAUCAGCCAAACAGCGUGGCUACGGGUUUGAAAACUCCACAAUCGCGCGCGCGAGAAAGGCAUUCAACAACGUUAAAUUUAAUAUUGAAUGGAAUGGAUAGGGAUUCGGGGCUAAUUUUGGAAAAAAAGAAACGUCGCAGUGAAAGUAUGAGCGGUGAUUCAAGUGACAAAGUUUCUGUUAGCGAUGACGAAAAUAAGACCACACGAGGAAUUCAGACUUUCAGUGCAGAAGCACUUUUGGAACAGAAAUGUAUAGAGUCGCGACAGCGACGAGCCAAGCGGCAGAAACGACGGGAGGAAGCGAUUGGCUCUACACAGACAAUACCAAUGCAAUGUACUGUUGAAUCGACUCCAAUAACUUCACUUCUGGAUGAUGUAACAAAUGAAAUAAAUCGCUUAGAAAGAGAUCGUGAAGUAGCAAGCAAGUUGAUUAAGGAUGAGAGAAAUACCCUGUUUUCAGAUACCAACGAGAAGGAUCACGAUUUGGAUUCGGUCUCUAUUAAAGAAGACAUAUCUCCAUCACCCCUUCCAUCAGUUUCUCCACCGAAGAAUACGUCAUUUAUAUCUGCAAUUCCUUCCGCAAUAAGAGAAAGUCGUACAGAAUUGUCAUCCUCAUUAGAUGUUCCGACACAUUCACUUUAUUCAUCAUCAGUCAACACCAAUGUCGAAUCAACUACUUUAUUUCUUAAUGCACCGUCUUCUACCAUCACAGCAACUUGCAAGAAAACGUUACAUGUAGAGCCGCUGAAGCGUGUAUCAGAACAGCGAAAUUUCGAAUUAACUCACAGUGGUGAGGAUGCUGCUGGAAAUAGCGCGGAAGGCAAUAAUCGACGAAAUGAUUUUGGAGAGGAUUUCUCAAAGUCUGAUGCCAUCAAAACACAACUUUUGAACGCAAGGAGUGAAGACGAUAUAAAAGCAGGUCCUGCUUAUAUGCCCUCGGGAUUGCGGCCGAGUGUUUUAUCUAUAAAAUCUAAUAAUCGUGGUAUGGUGAAACAACGCGUUAAUCAUUUCGCACGUUUGGGAAUACAAAAAACCAUUAAAGAGCAGGCGCGUUUUAUUUAUUUUACAAAAUUCAUUAGUAUACUUAUUUCAGGAACUCAGUGGCAAGAUAGUAAAUAUGCAUCUUCAUCACUUCAGAAAUUUUCUGCUCCUCCCGCUUCACAUAGUUUGCAAGCGAUUGCUGGAAAUGUAUCUCCACCUUCGCGAGAGAUUGUUAUGAUGCGAACUAAAAAAUUUGAAGCAUUAGCGACGUCGGCUGGUAUGGAAGCAUGCAAGAAUUUUCGUUCCGCAACACGCAACAGACUUGCAAAAAUUCAAAAGCAAAACAAUCCGAAGACACCUCGCCGUUUGAGCGGAGAAAUACGAGCUGUACGACGUUCGCAAGCUAGACUUGAUAAAUCUCUUGAGAAACUUGCAGUCAGUCUUAGUAAUCGUCGCUUACUGGGAAGAUCUCUAAGUCAGACUGGCUACAAUAGGCUUUGCUCAUUAGACACAAGCAAUAGAUCAGAAGAACGGCGACAAAGUGUUGGACGACCGCUGGUUCAAACAUCAUGUCAUGGUGAUUUGAACUCAUCCACAGUGUUACAUUCUGCGAGUUUGAAAAUGAUACCGGAAACAGAACAUGAUAUUUGA